Molecule: messenger RNA, 835 nt
Organism: Abrus precatorius (Indian licorice)
Lineage: Eukaryota; Viridiplantae; Streptophyta; Magnoliopsida; Fabales; Fabaceae
Product: style cell-cycle inhibitor 1-A
Exons: 4
Coding region: 98-562 (154 amino acids)
Source: RefSeq, a predicted model, not a curated record
UAAAAAUCGGGAGAAUGAGGUUUAGAAUGGCAUUGUGACUUGUGAGCAGUCUGGUAUGCAAAUUCUGUGAGGAAGAAGCAAUCAUCGAUCGAUUAUAAUGGGAAGCGAUAGAAAAUCAAAGCGAAGUACUCAUUCUUCACCCAAGGACCAAGAUGAGAAGAAAAGCAAGAGACAGAGAACGGUGGAGGAUGAGGAAAAGAAGAAACGGAAGAGGGAAAAGGAAGAGAAAAGGAGGGAGAAGAAGUCUCACAAGCAUUCUAGAGAAAAGUCUGAUAAGGGGAAGAAGUCAAAAGGCAAGCACAAAAGCAAAUUUAAUAAAGGCGAUGGCCAUACGGAAUUCCAAGAAUUGUCAAACGAUGACUAUUUUGCAAAGAAUAAUGAGUUUGCUACCUGGCUGAAAGAAGAGAAGAAUGUGUUUUUCUCUGAUCUUUUAUCUGAGUCAGCACACGAGUUGUUUUCAGACUUUGUCAAAGCAUGGAAUAAAGGAAAGCUUGAUUCGCAUUACUACGAAGGCAUUGCAAGCGGUCCCCGCACAUCCCAUAAUUGGAAGAUCAAGAAGUAGCUUUCCUUUCUAACCACAGACUUGAAAGUAAAACUCAGUAAGUAUAGAUGUCUUUCUGCAUCAAUCUUUCUUUGAGAAUCAGCGUUUAUUUUGCAAAAAGCGAAAAUGAUACUAGAAUGGAGAACAGGUGAAUUAAAACAAAAACUCUUAGAAUUUAAGUUAUAUUUGCAGCAGCAGAUGGGCAUGUCUCUUUACCUGGCUGUGUUUUUGUAAAUCAAUGUGACUGAUUCUAUUGAUUCUAAGGAUAGGUGAGGGAUGGUAGAUCUAUGUAGC